Diprion similis is the source of this 743-nucleotide messenger RNA. RefSeq names its product zinc finger matrin-type protein 2. Gene Ontology annotation, cellular component: U4/U6 x U5 tri-snRNP complex; spliceosomal complex. The transcript is spliced from 5 exons. The coding region runs from base 93 to 689 and encodes 198 amino acids. NCBI's taxonomy places the organism in Eukaryota, Metazoa, Arthropoda, Insecta, Hymenoptera, Diprionidae. Gene Ontology annotation, biological process: mRNA splicing, via spliceosome. Gene Ontology annotation, molecular function: nucleic acid binding; zinc ion binding. The record is from RefSeq and is a predicted model, not a curated record.
CUUAGCUAUGCUAGUGAAAACAUCAAACAAGAGUUUGGUUAACAGCUUGGUCUUGCAAAUUUAUUUACUUACGUUCGGAACUUAUUAUCACAAUGUCCUCUGCGCGUCCUGAUGAUCAUCGUCGGAAGUGGAAUAGGGAGGAAUAUGAACGCAUAGCACUGCAAAGGCUUCAAGAUGAGAUUGCCGAAGAGGACUUGGGUAUUCCUAAACAGCCAGCGGUUAAAAGAGAGCUGCUCAAACAGCGUGAUUACAAAGUUGAUCUUGAAUCAAAACUUGGAAAAAGCGUCGUCAUCAAUAAAAAUACACCAUCAUCGCAGACUGGAGGAUAUUAUUGUAAUGUUUGCGACUGUGUCGUCAAAGACUCGAUCAACUUUUUGGAUCACAUUAAUGGCACGAAACAUCAACGUAACUUGGGAAUGUCCAUGAAAAUUGAACGCUCAUCAUUGGAUCAAGUUAAAGCGAGGUUUGCUCACAACAAAAAAAAAAUGGAAGAGAAAAAGAAGGAUUAUGAUCUUGAACAGAGAGUAAAGGAAUUGAAAGAAGAGGAAGAAAAAAUCAAGGAAUAUCGAAAAGAGAAGAGGAAAGAUCGCAAGCGAAAGCUGGAGGAGGCCAAUGAGGACGACGCAGGACCGUCUGAUGAAAUGGCUGCUGUUAUGGGAUUCUCUGGCUUUGGCUCAAAAAAAAAGUGAGAUAAAAUUAGUGUAUUUGAUAUGUUUCAUUCUCUACUUGACGUGCGUGUAAUG